AUGUCCAAAGGAAAUUUUAUUUACGCAGCUCUUAGAUAUGAUGCCAACAACUUCAGUGUUGAGAUGAGUAGACCGUUAGGCAUAAUUCUUGAAAGUAUUGAGAAUUCUAGAGGAGCGCUAGUAGCAGAAGUUAUAGAAGGCGGAAAUGCUUCGAAAACUAAAAAGAUAGAUAAGGGUGAUAUUCUGAUAAGCAUUGAAGUUGAUGACUGUGCGUAUGAUUGCGGUCCAAACAUACUUUUUGAUAAUAUUCUAGAACGGAUAAGUGAAUCUCCUGACAAGAAUGUCAUAAUAUUGAACUUGAGUAGAGCUAAACCUGUCAGUAAUCCAGAACUGGAUGAAGUGUCUAGCUAUUGGGAACAGAAGAAAGAAAAGAAAAAUAGUGGCCCAAGAGUAAUAAGAAGAACUGUUGGUGUAGACCCAAAGAAUAUCAGAGUAUAUCGGAACGGUUUGAUUGGAGAAGGGAAUUUCGGUAAAGUUUUUCUUGGAGAGUGGAAAGGACAAAAAGUUGUUUUGAAAACUUCAAAAUCAAGUGUCAUGGAAGCAGAUGAGCUUCUCGAUUCUGAAUUAGAAAUAAACGAAUAUAUACAUAGAAAUGCAAAAGGAUCCUGUGCACGAUUCCACGGGUGUUGUGAAAUAGAUGAGCGCAACUCAGGAAAUCUCUACGAUGGAUCGCUUCCCACAGGCUUAUGGUUAAUGUGGGCAUAUGAAGCAGAAAAUACUCUCCAAGAUGCUCUAAAAUUAGACGAGACUAAAAGUUUGGAUCUUCUUCGCCGCUCUUACACUUCUUACAAUAGUUCUUCUCCAGUUGAUUUAUAUCGACGGGUUAGCACGGAUUUGUUGGUUUGUUUAUCUAAAAUUCAUGCCAUAGGAAUCGUGCACCGCGAUGUGAAACCAGAAAAUAUUAUCUUAACAAGGAACGGAGUUAAGUUCAUAGAUUUAGGCGGUGCUGCCCUAUGCUUGGGUCAGUCAAUAAGUUAUAAACCUGGAGUUGGACCGGCUGAUCCUAGAUAUUCGAAACCUGACGAUAAAUACCUGCUGCCGUCUAGCGCCAAUACUCCCGAAAGUGAUAAUUUAGAAAAAUUAUGGUCAGAAUAUAUGCCAGAAAAGUUUGAUAUUUUUGCUAUUGGUCUAGUUAUAUUACAACUGCUGGUACCAUGUCUUAGGGAUCCGAAUGCACUAGAUAAGUUCAACUUGGAACUUGAGGAAUGUGGGUACGAUUUUAUAUUGUGGAGAAAAGAUGUCUGUAAUUUCUCUACAGGAGAAUUGCAAGUUCUCGAUGGCGGAAAUGGGGCAGGGAAAUGA
Bathycoccus prasinos is the source of this 1302-nucleotide messenger RNA. RefSeq lists its product with no specific name. The record is from RefSeq and is a predicted model, not a curated record. Bases 1 to 1302 code for a protein of 433 amino acids. Lineage: Eukaryota; Viridiplantae; Chlorophyta; Mamiellophyceae; Mamiellales; Bathycoccaceae. Gene Ontology annotation, molecular function: protein binding; ATP binding; protein kinase activity. The transcript has a single exon. Gene Ontology annotation, biological process: protein phosphorylation.